Molecule: messenger RNA, 1646 nt
Organism: Fonticula alba
Lineage: Eukaryota; Rotosphaerida; Fonticulaceae
Exons: 2
Coding region: 15-1547 (510 amino acids)
Biological process (GO): heme oxidation; response to oxidative stress; heme catabolic process
Molecular function (GO): heme oxygenase (decyclizing) activity; heme binding
Source: RefSeq, a predicted model, not a curated record
CCCCACCGCAUAUCAUGACUUCCACCGAGCCCGGUGUCCCCAUGACCACGGCCAUGCGCGCUGGCGUCUACGCGCGGCGGCCGCCCCCCAAGACCCCUCUCGAUCAGCUGGCCUUGUCUGUGGCCAUGCGCGAGGGUACCCGCAAGGCGCACGAUCGUGCCGAGUCCGCCGGCUUCUUUGAACGCCUCUUCAAGACCCCGGCCUCGGGCGCGAAGCCCUUCCGCCAGGAGGACUUCGGCCACUUCACCCUGGCCCUGUACUACGUGUACCAGGCCCUGGAGGAGGUGCUUGAUGGGCAUGCCAGCCAUCCCGCGGUCAGCGGGAUCUACUUUCCGCGAGAGCUCCGCCGCGCCGGGCGUCUGGCCGCCGAUGUGGACUUCCUGCUUGCCGGCCGGGACAUCACGGCCGGCGCCCCGAGCGCCGACGCCGAGGAGGCCCUCUUCGCCGAGGCCGGUCGCCUGGCCGAGGCGGCCCUCAAGCAAACGCCCCCUGCCAACUUGGAUGCGCUCGGCCUCAAGGCGGAUGACUGGCGCCUGAGCGGGCCGACCCCGGCGGCGAAGGCCUACGCCGCGCGCCUGCGCCUCAUCGCCGAGAAGGACCCCGCCCGGCUGGUGGCGCACGCUUAUGUCCGGUACCUGGGGGACCUGUCCGGCGGGGCGCAGAUUGCCACCCGCGCCCGGCGCCUGCUGGCCUUGCAGACGGCCACCACGGCCAACAGCGACCUUGGCGCCGAGUCGACCCAGCACCGGCGCGGGUCGCCCGGGCUGCGGUUCUUCGCCUUCCCAGCCGUGGACCAUGUCAACUCCUUCAAGGAGUCCUUCCGCGCGGCCCUCGACGCGGUUCCGCUUUGCUUCGACUUCGACCCGGCGGCCGCGCUGGCGGCCGAAGGAGGCCCCGGCGCCCCGCCGGCCGGCUGGUGGGUCGAGGGCGAGGAGGAGGACUUCCUGGCCGGCUACGGCCAGGAGACCGGCUUCGCGGAUGGCCUGACCGCCGACGCGCUGCCGGCCACCAUGGCCCCCGGCGCCGCGGGGGGGUGUCCCUUUGCCGUGGCGGCCGGCGGCCGCAAGGGCGUCCCCACCGCCGACCAAGCCGCGGCCGAUUCCCCGGCCGCCGGCACCACCGCCGGCCCUUCGCCCUCCGACGACACGCCGGCCCCCCGGGCGAGUGGCUGCCCGGUGACUGCCGCACGAGAGCUUCACCGGCGCCGGCGUCUGCGCACCCUGGUGGCCGAGGCCGCGCGUGCCUUCGACCUGUCGGCCGACCUGCUGGCCGAGGCCGAGGCACGCGCCGUCGAGCACGACGCCCGGGCGGCUGUUUCGCCGACCCCCGCUGCUGCUGCUGCUACUGUGGCCGCCCGGGAGCCACCGGCGCCGCGCAUCUCGCCGGCCGCCAUCGCCGCGCACCACAUGACCAAGCAGCAGCAGCAGCAGUCCGCCUGGCCAUUCUCCACCACCCAGGCCGUUUCCCUUGCCAUUGCCAUCUCGGUUCUCGUGUAUGCGUACUUUGUCCACUCGGCGGAUCGGAGUGCCGGGCUGAUCCUCUCGUAAUGCGCUGGCGCGCCGUUGAUGGAUGGUCUCCUGCGUGGCCCCCCCCCCGCCCUUCCUCUCCCGAUCAUGGAGAGGGGGGACAAUAAAUGCCUCUCUCUC